AUGGCCAGAGAAUAUUACAACCUCACAGAUGGAGGUACAGCUGAUAAAGGCCAUCCAAUUAUUAAUCGCCAAACUGAUCAAGCUAGAAUCUUGAUAAAUCGGAUUCUUGAAGUGAAUGCCACCGCACAAGUCAAUAUUGCGGAUAUCUUACGACUUGAUGAGAUGCAAGAAGACACCGAUCAACACACUAUAACCCUUCAAAGACAAGUUGAUGCUGCUCAAGAAGAAAUAAGACAAUUGAGAGAGUAUCAAGUGGCGCAAGAAAAGCGCUGGAAGUCACAAGACGAAGCAGGGCCUAGUAACCGAUGUAACCCACGGUGCAAAUAG
Lactuca saligna is the source of this 327-nucleotide messenger RNA. Lineage: Eukaryota; Viridiplantae; Streptophyta; Magnoliopsida; Asterales; Asteraceae. The record is from the annotation of a GenBank genome assembly.